AAAAUUGUUAAAUAAUCGUCUUUUAGGCUGCAGACAUAUAAACAUCCCGCAUUGUGUCUCUGGACAACAACUAUGCGGGGGAUCCCCUAAUGGCAUCAUGUGUACUCAGUGCGAGCCUGGAUAUCAUUCAGGAGGAUAUAACCAAGGCUGCAUAGAUACUGAUGAAUGCGCUGCGGGAACGUCAGGCUGUGCGCAACAAUGUACUAACACCCAAGGGUCAUACGUAUGCAGUUGCUUGCCAGGAUAUUGGUUAUGGACAGACAAACAUACCUGCAAUUAUGACAACUGCACGUUCGAAUCUGAUUCCACGUGUGCAUGGACUGACGUCACUUCCGGUGAUGAUUUUGACUGGACACUAACUUAUGGUGCACGGGGUAAAUACAUGUACAUCGGGACUAGCGGUUCUAGAAAAGUAGGCGAAACAGCUUGGCUGACAAGCCCUAUGCUUCGUCCUGCGGCCUUCACGGAAAGAUGCCUUAUGUUCGGGUACAACAUGAACGGGCCAUCCAUUGGGUUAUUGAGCGUGUACAUGACUGCGCAUGGUGAGAAACCCGGAUCUUUACUGUGGAGAAUGUCUGGUGACCAGGGGCAGGAAUGGAAAGGUGCUUCAGUAAACCUGAGCUCUCUGGAGCAGUAUCAGGUCAUUAUUGAGGCGGUAGUUGGCAACAGCUAUUUCGGAGACAUUGCCAUUGAUGACGUUGCGAUUCUCCCGAGAGCUUGUCAGCAGGAGAAGGGAUUGCUGAUUGGCUGAGAGUCAUGAGUUUGAAUCGUUAACGAACAAUCCUUUUAAUAUGUCAUUCAUUCGUUUUGUUUUUGUUUUAUAUAUAUCCGAAACAUAUUUAUGAAAGCAUAUAGCACGGAAACUAAAUACAUAAUUAUUGUUGUAUUACCUUGCUUAAAUGUAUUGCAUGAUGUAUGCUUCAACUGCACUUGUGCAAAUCUUUUGGGAAUUAACGCUUACAAGAACCAAUAAUUGAGGAGUAAUUGAAAAUGCCAGAACUCGGAUGUUAUAUGGACGAGUUUUGUCCAAGACUUUAAAGAUCAUACUAAGUUGUAUGCCUUACAGUACUGUAUCAUACGUUAUUUGACUAGCCAUUGUAACAUGUCCAUAUACUUGCGUGCGACAAUUUAUAUUAUAUAUAUCUGACGUGACCAGUCCGUUCACCCUUGAGUCGAGCUAAACAUAAAACACAUGAUAACCAAAUUUGAACAAUGAGAAGCUUUAAUGUGCAAGCCUUUCAUCGGUUUCCACUGGAAACGUAUGGGGUAAAACUGGAAACGUACUAAAACAGUAGGAUUAACAGGCAUUAAAUACAUAUCUUUUUAUCUUUGAUAUUAAUAUCUUAUUUUUACUGAGCAUCAUUCGUUAUGAAUUAGGACCAAUACUAUAAAUCUGAAUGACGUUUUAUGACCAGAAUUGAAUCAGUUUAAAGCCACAAUUCCUCAUCAGACGGUCUAUAGUUGAACCAGUUACACUAACCUUAAUGUUCUAUUUAAAGCGAGUAUGCACGAUUUUGUCAAAUAUUUAUGAAUGUAUAUAAAAUGUAUAAACAACUUAUUAAACAUAUAUAUUUCAAUAUAAAUUAAAUUUAAAGUUAAGAAGAAAAUGUGUCGAAAAAUGCGAAAUGAGUCAGAUAUUAAAUUCUUAAAUAAAAAAUGUCUGUACAGUCGAAUUCGCCAUCAUGUAUAUCAUGCAUGUACGAUGUGAAUCUUAAUUUAGUUGUACCGAUUAUUUUAACUUCCUGCAACGAUAUCUAUUCAUACGACACAAGAACACUAACUCCGAUCCUAAUAAAAUGACGAAUGUUGCGGUUAUUGUAGGAAAAUAUGUACGAAAUAUUUUCGUCAUAAUCAGCUCGGGGCGCUAAUUUGUCUUUGGUGCAUUUUAUGAAAUUCGUCUUCAUUUUAUUUUUUUUCUUGCCAAUCUUGUGUUAUUGUAGCAUAUAUUUUAUCAAUAUAUUUUGCAAUUUAACACAAACAAUCGUGCAUACUUGCUUUAACUUAAUAAUCGGUUGUCGUUUAUGUCGAUAAUUCAAACUUAUUGAAACUCAUUGUGAAUGCCUUUUUAUAGCAUUGCGUGUAGCUACUACAUUGUUUGAUAUAACGAAAAAUAUAAAUUACAUACGUGUAAAUAGCUGAUAUAAAAGUUGUGAUUUCAACGGGUUUAACUUCCGAGUCCGUUGGGUGCAAAAUCGAUCGCACUAACCAUUUGGCCAGUCAUACAGUAAAGACACAGGGUCGUCUCUUACAUAAUCAAUUCCAGUAUUUUGCACUUUUCCGUAUUGCCCGACUUACGAGUCUUCUGGGUACGAUGAUACGAAAUAUUUCUGGUGACAUGGUCAGUGAACUCGAUACAAAAUUACUCAAAUGAAUCCAUCAUAUUCAAAUAUAAUAUGGUAUCGAAUUGAAGGAAUUUCAAGUGUUACCCUUCAUUUUUUACUAUGAUCGGCGAUCAGGUGUUUCGAUCCGUACAUAUUGAUUUCUUAUCUUCUUUCAUCAUUUUAUUUUCGAGUGUAUGGAAUCCUCAAGCAGAGGUUAAUGCAAUUAAACCACUAUAUGUUACACACACUUUAAAAACAUGUAAAUGUGUCCUGAUUGUGUAACUUUCAAAUUAUAGCAUAAUGUUGUUAAUUUAAUAGCACCGUGGACAGUUGAACAGGUGGUUAUACAAUACAUGAACUAAUGAAUUUUAACAUAUCCUCAUAUUGAAUUAUUAACUAUGACAAACUAAUUAUUUUUGUUCCUGAUUCGGCAAGAAAGAUGCAAUUUAUAAACCAACUUACACUGUGCAAUCCAAGUCCGACGAAAAAGAAGAUUACACAAUAAAAAAGAUCUCAAAGUGAUAAUUAUUGAAUAACAUGUCUUUUUCUUGGCAAAUUGUUAAAUUAUAAUUAUUCUAGGAUGCCCAACAACGAAUGCUCACUAUGUGAUAAUAAAUUGUGCGAACAUUAAAUCGGACUAAAUCGUUAUCCUUAUUGUCUGGUAGGUUCUAUGUGUUAAUGACGUGUAUUUACCGGUUACAUAUUUGUGUACAUAAAUUUCUUUGUAACGUUCAUGACUUACUGAAAAUAUCAUUUUAAAUAACUCUUUAAUAAACUCUUCUAACCUGACCAACAAACAGGAACUGAAAAUGUAUUGUAGGGCAUUAAUUUGCGAGCACUGAAUAUUAAAUCACGGCGUAAUUGUCAGUACAAUCUACGGAUUCCACGCAUAAGAAAAUGCAUACUGUUUGUACAAAUUUAAGUUCUUUCCAUUGCAAAAAAGGACAUCCGGUAAUAAAGCAGCAUUUUAAUUGUCGCUUUUAUAUCUGGCAGGAAGGCAUAUGAUUCCCCUCAAUUGAACCAGCUUCCAGAAGGGAAAGGAAAACGGCAAUGAAAGAAAUGUCCCAACGGUUGCAUUUAACGUUUACAUGCGGUAACUACUGCUUUUAAUAUUGCUCUGUUGUAUUACUAUUUAUUGCAAUAUAAUGUAUACGAACUUGAUCGAUUGCUUUUACUAAGACCCUGUUGCUUUUGAUUUAUUUGCGAAAUACAUUUUACUACUAAACAAUAGGUGAUUAUCUUGUUAAAUAUGUUUAAUACAGGUUAUAAAAAGGUCAUUUUCGAAUAUAACUGUAAAAUAACACAGCUCAACGUGUACUCAUGAUCAAAUAUAUGUUUGACAGUUAUACAGCCUGAAUGCCCCUACAAUACAAAUCUAUUAAUAUAUGAAGCAAGUCUGAAACUUUAGCAGGUCAGUUUAAAGGUGUGAAUACUAAUUCCGGCUAUAUUUAUCUGUUACAUGGUUUAGCCUUAAUGGUCUUGAGCACAAACAGUUAAAAUGAUUUUGGUACAUUUUUGGUCGCGGAUCGUAAAAUCCACUGUUUUUAUGUAAACGAUACAGUUCAGAUGUUUUGAAUUACAUUUAAGUUAUCAUAUCUGCUAUUUGUCGUUCAUCUACUAUCGUACAGCCGUGUCGAUUAGAGGCAUGACAUUGUUUAAACGAAUUAUGAAUAACUAUCGAAUAUCCAUAUUUAAAAAAAACACGAAUUGAUUGAAAGUCUCUUUUGGGCAAACAUCAUGCCCUUGCGGGAAACGUGUACAGUGUAUAAGGAGAAAUAUAUAGUAGACAUGGGUGAUGCAAUAUAGGUUCUUUUCCUUAUUUUGUAGAAAUUGAAUUUCAUGUAAAUCCGCUUAAAUAUUACUGAUCAUAUAGCUAUGAGAAUUAGCAUUGUCCGAACAGAAAUAGACAUAGCUAAAGUGACCAUAGAGAUGAGAACAUGACGUCGGAUAUUUCGAGAAUUUCUCGAAAAAAGGUAAAACUUAUACAAAUGGAUAAACAAUUAUAUCAGUUGUGCUAUUAGAUUAUUCCAUUAUGCAGGAGAUUAGUGUAUGCAGCAAAUUAGGUGCGUUCAUGCAUGCACAACUAAUUUGUACAUAUUUGAUCAAAUGACCUGGUUACUAUGCUCCUUUUUAAAACAUGACCGCAUUAUUUGAUCUGGACAUUAUUUGCUGAUGUUGAUGUCUGUGUUAAUGAUUAUACACAUUUGUGUACAUUCGUGGUAAUGUUGUUAGACUUUUCUGUAUUUUAUAUUGUGUUAGUUUCAAUGCAAACUAUUAUUAGCUUUUUUGUUCCUCGCGUACAUCGUUGUAGUGAAGUGUGGUAUUUUAUAAUAUUCAGUGAUAUAGGAGUACUAUUGAACUUUUAUUGAUACAGAUAAAUAAAUAAUAUGAAGAACAUAAACAAUUAAAAUUUAAUUAUCAGAAAUGCAACUUAUUUGCUACAACUAUUUAUUAGUUUUAAAAAUUAAAAUUAUAUAUACAUAUAGUUCAUACUGUUUUAUUAAAAAAUUAUAGUCUUAUUUUUUAAUAUGAAUGUAGUUUUCUGCCACAGUAUGAACAUUUGCAUUUGUAAACAAUGAUAUUGACAUUACUUUUGUUGAGUUUAUGUGUAUACGCAUAGUUCAGUCGUGGUUGUAAAUGGUAUGGGACCUUAAAAAGAAUUUAACAACACUUGUAAACCCUGGAUCGUAGGCAUACACUUUUACGAAGCAGGGUAAUUAAAAGGGAAAUGUUGUUGUAUAUGUUCAAUUUUAUGUGUUUAUAUGUCAUUAUAAUAAUUGUACAUUCACUUCGUUUAUAACAACUCAUCGUAUGUAUGUACUAUCUAUGUGUGAAAAUGUAUGGUUGAAAAUCAUUUAGGAAUUAUAAAAUUGAACAUAA
Dreissena polymorpha is the source of this 5201-nucleotide messenger RNA. RefSeq names its product neuropilin-1a-like. Lineage: Eukaryota; Metazoa; Mollusca; Bivalvia; Myida; Dreissenidae. Gene Ontology annotation, molecular function: calcium ion binding. The record is from RefSeq and is a predicted model, not a curated record. Bases 98 to 751 code for a protein of 217 amino acids. Gene Ontology annotation, cellular component: membrane. The transcript is spliced from 5 exons.